UUAAUGCCAUCACAUCUAAUCGAUUAUUCCCAUCGCUUGUAGAACAGCGACGAAUAUUCAUUCCCUCGAAAUCUGCGUCAUCUUCUUGGCGCAAUUUUUAAUUGAUUUCUGCUAUCCACUUGCCAUGGAGUUUGUCGGCCUUUUCUGCUCGGUUCUGUUGUUCCUCGUGCAGCAGACCGCCACCACGAGGCGCUUUCGCCCUUCACUGCUCCCGAAGAUAAUAAAAUGGCUCCGCUUGAUUCCAUUGGGCUGUAAAGAAGAGAGAGAUUAUUUCAGAUCGUUAAAGAUCAGCCACACAGCUAAGUUUUCUGUUCUAUCUCAUAACAGUAAGACAGGAUUAAACUUAAAGACAGUAAUAAAUGCAAAAUCAAUUACUUUUAGAAGUCCUAUGCAGAUUCUUGUAAUGGAGUACGAGGCUUUUACUUGUAAUGGUUAGAUACAUCUGCCUUUGAAUGAGUCUGUUGUAGGAAGAAGGAUCACUGAUAUGUUUACCUUCAUCUUUGUAGAGAGAGAGAGAGAGGCUCCUAGCUUAGAAAUUACUCUGAUUACAUAAUGAAAUGAUUUUUGUAAAUGAUAAGUUUCUUUUAGGCUGUACGUGAGAAAGAUGAUUUUGAAUCCGAAAAGGUCAGCCCUAUACAAUAAGUUUUAUUCUAUAAUAUCAGUAAAAAUUAAUCACAGCAAUAAACACAAAAUCAAUUACACCUAGAAUUCUUUAUAUUUUCCUUAGCAGAAGACGUCAUCGCCUAUUCAAAGUGUGGCUUGCAGUUAUAUUUCGUCAGCCACUCGCCGGUUUCAAUCCUGGGAGAAGAUGAGUUCCAUAUAGCUUUUGGUUUUACCGAAACUUAUGUUUGAUGGAGAGUUGGUAGUAGAAUGAAGGAGGAUUGAGUUGUGUGUGCAUGUUUUUUUAUUAUUCUUACAUGGGAUUCCGGGUUUUGAAAAAGUUUUGUUUUGUUUUGUUUAUUCCAGUUAGAGCUGACACGUUGCGUUUCUUGUCCUUUUAUGAACUUUGGAGUUGAAAGUAUUCCUUUGGUUGUAGAGACUGCUGUUUAAAUUUGAUUUGUGAUUGAUUCUACAGCCUCUUUGUACCGAAAAUUUAAAGACUUGAAGGCUUUUCUUCUCCUUAAACCUUUUCUUUGUUGCUGUCAGAGAUUUGAAGGUUGCAAAGUAUGCCUUUCUAUCCUUUGGUAAAUUAGGAUAUCUUUAUAGUGGAGAUUACGCUUGCUUUUGCUCUUCUUAGACAUAUUUAGCUGGUUAUCAGGGGUGCUUGAGCCCCUCCCUACUUGACUUUGAGAGACAAAUAGUUUGUGUUCAGUCUUGGAAGGAAUUUUCUCCUUUAAUUAAAAGAAAAUGAGAGAAAGAAUGUCCUCCUCAAGUCCUUCACAGUUUUGUUCCAGCUCUAGCAGAAGCAAGCACAGUUCUAGAAUUACAGCUCAAACCAAUGUCGAUGUGAAGCUAGAUGCUGAUUUUGAAACUAUGGGCACUUUCUUUGACUAUUUUCAGUCUGUCAGGCCUCCACCUGACAAAGGAAAGUCUCAGAAGGAGACAGCUUACCUGCAGGGCAUCCAAAAGGGGAAGCUAAUCCAGCCAUUUGGUUGUUUGCUGGCUCUUGAUGAGAAAACCUUCAAAAUUAUCGCUUUCUCUGAGAAUGCUCCUGAGAUGCUCACCAUGAUAAGCCAUGCAGUUCCUAGUGUUGGUGAUCACCCAGCGCUUGGCAUAGGCACUGAUGUGAGGAGCCUCUUCACUCCCCCUGGCACUGCAGCACUUCGGAAAGCAUUAGGCUUUGCAGAGGUUUCUCUGUUGAAUCCAAUUCUUGUUCACUGCAAGACAUCUGGUAGGCCAUUCUAUGCAAUUGUACAUAGGGUUACUGGUUGUUUGGUUGUAGAUUUUGAGCCUGUGAAGCCUAAUGAUGAGCCCACGUCUGCUGCUGGGGCUUUGCAGUCCUACAAGCUUGCUGCUAAAGCAAUCGCCAGACUUCAGUCUUUACCUGAUGGGAGCAUGAAGAAGCUUUGCAACACUGUGGUUGAAGAGGUGUUCGAGCUGACAGGGUAUGACAGGGUAAUGACUUACAAGUUCCAUGAAGAUGAUCAUGGAGAAGUUUAUGCAGAGAUCACGAAGCCAGGCAUGGAAUCAUAUUUGGGGUUGCAUUAUCCGGCUACUGAUAUACCUCAGGCUGCAAGGUUUCUCUUUAUGAAGAAUAAGGUUCGAAUGAUAUGUGACUGCCGAGCAAAACAUGUAAAGAUAUAUCAAGGUGAGAUGCUUCCAUUUGAUAUCAGUUUUUGUGGCAGUACCCUCCGGGCACCUCACAGUUGCCAUCUGCAGUAUAUGGAGAAUAUGAAUUCAAUAGCAUCUCUGGUCAUGGCAGUGAUAGUGAAUGAAGGAGAAGAUGAUGACGAUGAUGAGACUGGGCAGAAUCAUCAGCAGCAGCAGAAGAGUAAGAGGCUUUGGGGUCUUGUGGUUUGCCAUAAUGAGACUCGAAGGUUUGUUCCAUUUCCAUUAAGAUAUGCCUGUGAAUUUUUAAUGCAAGUCUUUGCUAUACAUGUGAACAAAGAGUUUGAGCUGGAGAAACGGGUAAGGGAAAAGAACAUCCUAAGAACCCAAACAAUGUUGUGUGAUAUGCUGCUCAGAGAAUCAUUUCCUCUAGGAAUUAUCACAAAGACUCCUAACAUUAUGGAUUUGGUCAAAUGUGACGGGGCCGCAAUUAUUUACCAAAACAAGGUCUGGCGGCUGGGGAUUACUCCAAGCGAGUCUCAGAUUAGUAACAUUGCUUAUUGGCUCGAUGAAUGUCACAUGGAUUCUACGGGGUUGAGUACAGAUAGCCUGCAUGAAGCUGGGUAUCCUGGCGCUUUGUCUCUUGGCGAUAUGGUUUGUGGAAUGGCUGCAGCUAGAAUUACUUCUAAUGACACACUUUUCUGGUUUCGUUCACCCACAGCUACUGACAUUAGAUGGGCAGGUGCUAAGCAUGACCCAGAUGGUGUGGAUGAUGAGAGGAUGAUGCAUCCAAGAUCCUCAUUCAAGGCAUUUCUUGAUGCUGUUAAGAUGAAGAGCCAGUCAUGGAGUGACCAUGAGAUGGAUGCCAUUCACUCCCUGCAGCUUAUACUUAGAGGGACAUUUAAUGGCAUUGAAAGUAAAAUCAAGAAGUUAACAAUUGAUUCUCAGAUGAAUGAUCUUAAAGUUGAUGGAAUGCUCGAGCUUCAAGUAGUUACUAAUGAAAUAGUUCGUUUGAUUGAGACAGCAAAUGUGCCCAUUCUGGCAGUGGAUAUUGAUGGUCUCAUAAAUGGAUGGAAUAUGAAAAUUGCUGAAUUAACUGGCCUUUCGGUUGAUGAAGCCAUCGGGAAGCAUUUGCUUACUCUUGCCGAGGAUUCUUCUGUUGAUGCAAUGAAGAAGAUUCUUCUUUUAGCAUUGCAAGGAAAGGAGGAGCAAAAUGUUGAAUUUCAUUUAAAAACUUUUGGUCUUCCAAAAGAUGAUGGUCCAAUUAUUCUGGUUGUGAAUGCUUGCACUAGUCGGGACAUCCAUGAUAAUGUCAUUGGAGUAUGCUUUGUGGCUCAAGAUGUUACUGAGCUUAAGAUGAUUAUGGAUAAGUUUACAAGAAUUGAAGGAGACUACAAGGCCAUAGUGCAGAACCCCAGCCCACUUAUUCCUCCUAUCUUUGGUGCAGACGAGUUUGGCUGGUGUUCCGAGUGGAACUUGGCUAUGGCUAAUCUUUCAGGAUGGAAGAGAGAUGAAGUAAUUGACAAAAUGCUCUUGGGAGAGGUAUUUGGGAUUAAUAUGGCUUGUUGCCGAAUGAAGAACCAAGAUUUAUUUGUCAAUCUUUGCGUUUUAAUAAACAAUGCAAUGAUUGAUCAAGAGAAAGAAGAGUCCUCUUUUAGUUUCAUUAAUCGUAGUGGGAGACAUGUAGAGUGUUUGCUGUCUGUGAGCAAAAAAGUUGAUGCAGAGGGUAACACCACUGGAGUAUUUUGCUUUCUCCAUGCUGCUAGCCAUGAACUCCAGCAAGAAAUGCAAAUUCAGAAGCUAACACAGCAAGCAACAAUAAAGAGAUUGAAGGCUUUAGCAUAUAUAAGGAAUGAAAUUAGAAAUCCUCUCUCUGGUAUUAUGUAUUCAUGGAAAAUGCUAGAGGGGACCAAUUUGGGUGAAGAGCGAAUGCUACUCUUGCGCACUGGAGCAAAGUGUCACUAUCAGUUGAACAGGAUCCUUGAUGAUUUGGACCUAGAGAACAUAAUGGACAGCUGUUUGGAGUUGGAAAUGAAUGAGUUUACUCUGAAAGAUGUGGUGGUUACUGCAGUAAGCCAAGUGAUGCUUCCAAGCAUGGGGAAGGGAAUAAAAUUAGUCUCUGACUUACCUGAAGACUUAGAAAAUGAAUUUGUCUAUGGGGACAGUCUGAGGCUUCAGCAAAUCCUUGCUGAUUUCUUGCUUGUGUGUGUGAAGCAUUCCCCUGGUGGAGGGCAAAUUGAGAUAACGGCUGGACUAAUGAAAGAUAAGUUGGGUGAAUCUCUUCAGCUUAUUAACAUGGAAAUCAGGAUAAUCCAUGAGGGAAAUAUAGUGCCGCAGGAAUUAAUUUCUCAAAUGUUUGGAAGCAAGGAAGAGUCUCAAGAAGAGGGUAUGAGUCUGCUAGUUUGCAGAAAGCUUCUGAAGCUCAUGAAUGGAGAUGUGCGUUAUCUGAGGGAGGAAAACAAGGCAGCCUUCAUCCUCUCUGCAGAGCUGGCUUCUGCUUCCAAAGCAAAUGCAGGAAAAUCUUGAUUUGAUGACUCAGGUUUCAUUUGAGACAAGCUUUUUUGCUUCUUAAAGCAGCUUUCUCAUACAAAAAUUAAAAAUUUUUGUACUAAAAAACUACUUUAAGAAGCAGUGAGAAAGCCGUCCCAAACUA
Molecule: messenger RNA, 4861 nt
Organism: Dendrobium catenatum
Lineage: Eukaryota; Viridiplantae; Streptophyta; Magnoliopsida; Asparagales; Orchidaceae
Product: phytochrome A1
Exons: 4
Coding region: 1348-4734 (1128 amino acids)
Biological process (GO): detection of visible light; protein-tetrapyrrole linkage; red, far-red light phototransduction
Cellular component (GO): nucleus
Molecular function (GO): phosphorelay sensor kinase activity; protein homodimerization activity; photoreceptor activity
Source: RefSeq, a predicted model, not a curated record